CAAAACAUUUCAAAAUCGAACAAAUAUAUAUACUUAAAGGGUACGUAGAAGAGGAGAGUGCGGCUAUGGAGAGGAAAGGUGGCAGCAUGGUGGCGAUUCUGAUGGUGGCGAUGGUAGCAAAUUGUGUCUCUGGUCAGAGUUUAUAUGCUUGCUGGGGAGGAUGCUACAAUCAGUGUUUCCUCAGCAGUGGUGGAGUUCAACCACAAAGGUUUCCAUGCUAUUAUCAGUGUUUAAAUUCCUGUGUUCCUCGUUCGGCAGCAGACAAUCAGUACUAUUGCCAGAUUGGUUGUUCACUGGAACUCUGCAAUCCUGCCAGUUACGACGGUGCAGCAAUGGACAGAUGCUUUGGUAGCUGCUCAAACCUCUGCAACGUUUAGGUUUUCAAGCUAUGAUGCACGAGAUAUUCGACUAGAAAUAUUCUUAUUAUUGCUUUGAGAUGUAUUCAAGAGGAUCCAGCUCCACUUUGUUCAACUUUCACAUCCUUAUACAGCAUAAAAAUUUAAAAAAAAAAUAAAAAAUCUGUAUUUUCUCCUAUUUUCAGGUGUCAAACUUAUUUCUGUACCUUGGUGCUUUUUCAAGCACUAGUCGUUGAACGCGUGCUGUACGAAUGUUGUAUUUAUUGUAUUUUUAUCAGUGUAGAAAUUGUAGAUGCUAAAGAAAAAAAAAGUUGUUGAAGAUUUAUUGCAUUA
Messenger RNA from Olea europaea var. sylvestris, 689 nucleotides. RefSeq lists its product as uncharacterized. The transcript has 2 exons. Lineage: Eukaryota; Viridiplantae; Streptophyta; Magnoliopsida; Lamiales; Oleaceae. Bases 66 to 377 code for a protein of 103 amino acids. The record is from RefSeq and is a predicted model, not a curated record.